Molecule: messenger RNA, 1286 nt
Organism: Mastomys coucha (southern multimammate mouse)
Lineage: Eukaryota; Metazoa; Chordata; Mammalia; Rodentia; Muridae
Gene: Ube2t
Product: ubiquitin conjugating enzyme E2 T
Exons: 7
Coding region: 455-1069 (204 amino acids)
Source: RefSeq, a predicted model, not a curated record
CGCGCCGGGGUAAGUGGGGCUGCCGGGGAGAGCUGCGGGUGCCGUCUGAGGGGACGCCCCCGAGGUCACAGUGAGUCUGGGGAAGGAACGAGUCCCGUUCCUACCCGAGCGGCUCUGAGAGGAACACUGCGGGGAGAGCGAGCCGCCCUGGGCGCGCCUAGGCUGUGCCUCGGUGCUACCUCCAGCAUCUGCCACUUACCCAGGUUUUGGGCAUUGAUGAUUUACCGCAGGCUUGGGGCACCAAACUAAACGCCAGCGCUCUGCUAUCCGAAGUGAGCCAGCGGUACAGGCUGCAGAUUCGUGAAAACAGCACCGAGGGUGGGAAGACUAGGUGGGGUUCGCUACUGCAGAGGUGGAAGGAAUUGUCCUUCGGUGGUGGCCUCACACAUGGAACACCCCCGCCAGCCCUCAGUGUGGAACAGUGAACUGUCUCUGGUUCCUUUCACUUGAGAUCAUGCAGAGAGCCUCACGCCUGAAGAAAGAACUGCACAUGCUGGCCGUGGAACCUCCCCCAGGCGUCACGUGCUGGCAGGAAAAGAGCCAAGUGGAUGAUCUGCGAGCUCAAAUACUAGGGGGAGCCAAUACACCUUAUGAGAAAGGUGUUUUCACACUGGAAGUUCUCAUUCCUGAGAGGUACCCAUUUGAACCUCCACAGAUCCGAUUUCUGACUCCAAUCUAUCAUCCAAACAUUGAUUCUAGUGGAAGAAUUUGUCUAGAUAUUCUCAAAUUGCCACCAAAGGGUGCGUGGAGACCAUCCCUCAACAUCGCCACUGUAUUGACUUCUAUUCAGCUGCUCAUGGCAGAGCCCAAUCCUGAUGACCCACUAAUGGCUGACAUUUCUUCAGAAUUUAAAUAUAACAAGAUAGCUUUUCUCAAGAAAGCCAGGCAGUGGACAGAGACUCAUGCAAGACAGAAACAAAAGGCUGAGGAAGAGGAGCUGGGCACCUCAUCGGAGGUUGGUGACUCUGAGGAAAGCCACUCAACACAGAAGAGGAAGGCCAGGCCACUAGGAGGAAUAGAAAAGAAGUUUUCCCCUGACGUUCAGAGAGUCUGUCCUGGGCCCUCUUAGUUCCUGGCAGUCUGUGUCAAGGUGGUCUCUUUUGCUUGCUUCUUUUAAAUGUUUUUCUUUGUAUUUGAUGACAAAUGUUUGUAUCCUUACAAAAGACCUUGUAUGUUUACGAAUUCUGCCAUGCAGCAAUUCUUUAAGGAUAGUUUGUUUUAUUUAUCUUGUACAUAUGUAUUUAGAAAACUUUUAAACUUGAAAAAUAAAUAAUACUUAAUGUUAA